Protomyces lactucae-debilis is the source of this 1083-nucleotide messenger RNA. RefSeq lists its product as uncharacterized. The record is from RefSeq and is a predicted model, not a curated record. Bases 1 to 1083 code for a protein of 360 amino acids. The transcript is spliced from 4 exons. NCBI's taxonomy places the organism in Eukaryota, Fungi, Ascomycota, Taphrinomycetes, Taphrinales, Protomycetaceae.
AUGCUCAAGGAUCUCAAAUUGAAGCAAGAACUGAAUGAGGAUGCUCCAGCAAAUUUUGAGACGCCUGGUGAAUGGAAGGUGUAUGACGAGACGCCAGUGCUCAAUACUUUGGUGGAGGAAGAAGAGGAUGAGCGAACACCAAGUGAUGCUCCCGAUUCACGCCCACAAUCUAUUGCUGCUGAGGUGGCUCCCCCGCUCCUCAAGGCAGAUGGAGUCUCGCAAGAGUCUGAGUCCAAGAGUCUACCAGAAUUGCCUCUAUCGAUGAUCCAUAUGCCGACUCUGCCUGAUGUACGCAACACGAAAGAGCACGAAUUGCCAGCCCUUCCUGGCUCUUAUAAAGAUGCCUUACCCGACUUGCCAGAAAUGCGUCAGGAGCCAGAGCCCGUCCACGAUGGGCCCGUCUCAAUGCCUAAGCUUGCGCUUUCUACAGAUGAUCUUCGGACCGAGCGGAUCAUGGAGCUUGAUCCAGCACUCUCUGUCAACAAGCUCCGUGGAGGCCACUUCCCGCACCCUCCCACACUGAGACAGAAGCGAGCCCAACAUUCAUCACGGCCAAAGUCGUUCGUGCAAGAGACGGCUUUCCGACCACUGUCGCCAGUGCAACCCAUAUCUCGCUUUUCGGUGGAUUCGCCUGUAGACAACGACUACCGUUUCACCUCUUCUAUCGAGGUGCGAGAGAGCGAUCGUCUUGCUCAGGAACUUCUCGACGAGCUGCAAACUGGAACCUCAGUGGCCGAGACGAAUGAAGCAUCUUUGCAAGAGCCCUCCAUGCAGGAAGGGGCAUUGCCACGCAACUCACGCAGCCUAGAUGAGUCACCGCGCGAGAUGACCGUGCCGCUGGCACAGACACUAGACAAUGUGCCUCGCCGGCCCCCGUCCACCAACCGAGCACGCAGCAGCUCAGGUUCACGCUUUCUAGAGGCCCUGGAAGCACCUGCUAGGCUCGAUGUCCAGCGAGCCAUGGAUAGCAAGACACUCGACUUACUCGAGCCACAAAACAGAAUUGUCGAGAUUCAACGGCGUAUACACAUUCUCAGCACCCUGCCGAGUGAGCUACAAGCCUAUCUACAAAUCAAGUCUUGA